Aspergillus puulaauensis is the source of this 828-nucleotide messenger RNA. Its product is annotated as alpha/beta hydrolase family esterase. The record is from RefSeq and is a predicted model, not a curated record. Bases 1 to 828 code for a protein of 275 amino acids. Gene Ontology annotation, molecular function: feruloyl esterase activity. NCBI's taxonomy places the organism in Eukaryota, Fungi, Ascomycota, Eurotiomycetes, Eurotiales, Aspergillaceae. The transcript has a single exon.
AUGCAUCACUCUCUAGCUGUUACUAGCCUCGCUGCUGCUGGACUAGCUCUCCAGGCGGCCGCAGCCGACUCCCCUGGAUGCGGCACAGAUCCCACUCUCGGCAGCGGAGUCAACUCUCUAGACGUCAAUGGCCAGCCUCGUGAAUACAUUAUCCAGCCGCCCGAGAACUACGACGCCAGUAUCCCCCACAAGCUCGUGAUAGGGUACCACUGGCGCGACGGCACAAUGGACAACGUCGUCGAAGGCGGAUUCUACGGGCUGAGCUACCUCGCCGCCGAUGUUCCCACUAUAUUCGUCGCACCCCAGGGGCUAGACAACGGCUGGGCAAACACGAAUGGCGACGACAUCGCCUUCACCGACCAGCUCCUCGAAGCGGUCGAGUCCUCCUACUGCAUCGACCAGGAGCGCCGCUUCGCCACGGGCUGGAGCUGGGGCGGAGGCAUGAGCUACUCGGUUGCAUGCUCGCGCGCAGACGUGUUCCGCGCUGUUGCGGUGCUCUCGGGUGCCGAAAUCAGCGGCUGCGAUGGUGGUGAUCUCCCAAUUGCGUACUUCGGGCAGCAUGGGAUUAGUGAUAGCGUGUUAGGGAUUGAGCUCGGCCGUACGCUGCGAGAUCACUACGUUGAGGUCAAUGGAUGUGAUCCGGCGACCCCUGAAGAGCCGGCGCCGGGCAGUGGAGUGCAUACCCUCACGGAUUACUCGAAUUGCGCCUCAGGGUACCCUGUCCAGUGGGUGGCGUUUGAUGGUGAUCAUAUACCGAAUCCUACAGAUGCGGGUUCUUCCGACUCGUUUACCGGUGGGCUUAUUUGGGAUUUUAUCUCUCAGUUUUAG